CAUUAAAGUGUCAACCAGGGGAAGACAUCUAGUUUCAUCUUAUCCAGUAAGAGGGGAAAAGUCUAGUUGAGGAUUAAAGGAAGAGGGAAUGGUUUUGCUGGUACAAGAAACUCUGCAAACCUAACAAAAGCGAGACAUAUUUUCCAUGCAGGAAGUGGAGGCUUCGAAGAAAUGUGCUGUAGAACUUCUUCAGUUUCCUGAAAGGUGCGAGAUGACAAAAGAUUGAAUGCUGCGCUCUGGAACUCCACUGUGACAAAGGGAACUGGACUGACAGUGUCUGCAUUGGCUGGUAACAUGAGUGAAACGUCAAACAAGUUAACUGAGCAGCGGCAGGUUUGCGAACACCAGCCCUCUGUGUCUGUCCGAGUAUUAAUCCACCUGAUCGUUGUCUUACUGCUCGGACAUAUGGUCACAAGUGCCCUGCUAUACGUCUAUUUCUCAGUGAAACUUGACAAGGUUCAGGAAAUUGUGAACACGGAUCCAGAAUAUAUGUUCCUGAAAAUUAUUAAAAAAUGUGAAAAUAAGAAUCACGUGGAAAAGGACCAGCGUUUUUGUGAUGAUAUAAGACCCGAACUUCAGCAUCGGAUUCAGGAGUACUUGGCCAACAACACUGAACAACAGCUAUAUGGCACAGGAGAUCCAAAACAAGAAAAACAGAUAGGUAGCCACCCUGAUACAAUGACUGACAAAAUCAACAACCUGCACCGCACUGCAGCUCAUCUCAUUGCUACAAACAGAGCUGAAAAUACACCAGACUCCGCCUUUCCUGAUAACAAAGGACAACCAAUAAAACAAUGGAUGGCUAAAGGUUUUCCUGCUUUUACAAACAACAUAAAUUAUACCAGUGGUAAGCUAGUUAUAACUGAGCCCGGAUUUUACUAUGUGUACUGUCAGAUUAGUUUUCGACUAUCCAGUAACAAAAGUGACAACUUAACCAGUGCACCAUUUCUUCAGUACGUCUAUUUGCAAAGAAUAAAGGAGCAAGCGACUCUACUAAUGAAGGCAUCCAAAACACCAGUGGACAAAAAGGAGGCUGCUAGUUUCAACUCAGUCAAUCAAGGAGGAGUGUUUAAGUUGAAAACAGGAGACAAGCUGUUUGUAACUGUUACUAAAACAGAUCUGCUCAGCUAUGAUAGAGCCACUUACUUUGGUAUCUUUCAGCUUUAAGUCCCUCUGCUAAAACUUGACUUAAAGUUUGCUGUCAGAUAGAAAAUUGGUUCCAUUUCUCAACAGCUCAGGUCUUUUGUCAGUGGCUCAUUGCUUUAACUGCUUUCUCGCAGAGUUUUCCCAAAGAAAUCUGCAAGGUUUCACAAUUCUACAGUCAGCAACAAAAUACAGUUCAGUAACAAAAUUCCAGCUUUUCAACACCUCCUUAAUCACCCCUUCCACUGUUAGCAGUCUCCAGCUCCGCUGUAAAUCAAACAGCCCGGUUUAUUCUUUUCAGAUUUCCAUAGAAAUACAGAAAAAUGACAGAUCUUACAGAUCAACAUUCUAAAAACAGUGCAAGAUAUUGAGUGGGCGCAGUUCCUCAGAUUCCUUCACAUUUACUCACACCAAUUCUCCACUAGAGCAACACGUGCAAGAAACUGAUACUGAAAUAUCCCUUCCCUGAAUCAAUACUCGGUGAUAUUUGAGGUCAGAUUUUACCAGUUGGUGUAAAUUGCAAUCACCUUUACCCCAGGGCCUGCAAUUAAAUAUUUAUUCCUUGUGCUUCGAGCUGACCUCGGGCUGAGCUACACGCCUGGUUUCGGAGUCAUCAACCGACUGGGGUGGAAACGGUCAUUACAGCAGCUUUUACCUCCCUUUAAACAUUCAGCUUUUUGUUUUCGUUGGGAGAGGGGAGGAAUUGUCAAAUCCUGCAUAGCAUAGUGAGAGGAGGGGUGUGUAUUUUGUUUCACCGAAUUUGUGAUUAAAGUUACCCUCUUGACUGAUUUUAAGUGCUGACUGGAGAUGGUUGAUAAAUGAAUGCAUCCUGUGUAGAAACAGCAGCCUCGAAGCCUGUAAACAGAAAACCACAGGUCCACAAGCUCUGGAGCAAAGCUUCCGAGUGAGCAUUGCAUGCGCUGCAUGUCCUCGUGUUCUUGCCUAAGCGGAGUCUGUAUGAAAAAUAUAGUGAGCAGGUUAAAGAGGGGAGUCAAUCUUGUUGAACUGACAUUGAGGAAAAGCUAAGUACCACCGGUCGCGGCGAGCAGGUUCAUUUCUAAUGUGGGAGUAGCAUCAUUAUGGUGAAACCAUCUCAUUUACAUAAUUUUUCAAAAAUGUAUUUAAAGUAAUAUUCUUAUUGUAUGCAUAAAGCAUCAUAUUUGAAAGGGCACAUUAAACGCCUCAGUAACUUUGCAGAUAAACUGCCCUAAAUAGACUCAUUCUAUUCCAUUGUUCUUAUGAAGUGGUUUAACAAUCGAAGCGAUGCCUGCUCGAUAACUGAACCAUAGACACUCAGGAGGAAGUGAAGCUUUUAAAUCUUUUAAAUAAUGUGUUACCACUUCAGCAGUUCUUGCUAAACAAAUUUUUGUUAUUGCAAAGUAAUUUUCCUCCUAAAUUUGCUACUGACUUUAUUCUACAUCAACAAGAUCAACCGAGCUGUCCCAUUGUAACCAGUUCCGACAGCACUCGAGUUUUUACACCGUCCGUCCAUCAAAGCAAAGUUUGCAGAUUCUCAGUGUGUGAUGUCGCACUCCCCACGGGGAGGAUCAUUACAGGGAGCACCUACCUGUCAGGCAAUGCACUGGAAUAGCAUCAGUCUGGCCUGCGGUUCUUUUUUUUGCAUAAAGCACUAAUUAUUCCCAUCACCCCCUGUCCUGUGAAAAGUGUGUCACGCAGUUAAAUAGUUUAUUGUGAGCUCCGUGCUAUCAUGAAUGUUUGCAAGAAUGCCAAAAUAGCACUUAGAAUCUCGAUGUGCAUUUCAGGAAUUUCUGAAAAUGUUUUUUUUUGUAUCUUAUUUAUCAUAUUCUGGAACAGGACAAUUAAAUUGCACUUGUCAAGUUAAUAAUUACAAAAGCAGGUUUCUACCUAUUUCUUGUCUGUGUGUGUGUGAGGGUAGGUGUAUUUUUUGAGUGUAUUUGGUAUUUUGUGCAGAAUACAAAUCUCAAGCAAAUACACUUCAAAAAAUAAUCGCAGCUAAGUGACUACAAUACUUUUCGAAUUGUCGGUUUUGCCUGUUGUUUAAUAAUAUUAAGAUUAUCCUAUUUAUUUGAUUAAAUUGUUCACAUUUCAUGAAGUGUUUUAUAGUAUUGCUUAUUUUUGUGAAUAUUUAUAUAAGAAAAGUUACUUUUGGAUAAAUUCAUUGUAUAAUUAGCUGUUCUCAUGUAAAAUUUAGAAACAAAUAAAGAUUUUCUGUUGCCUUCUG
Carcharodon carcharias (great white shark) is the source of this 3346-nucleotide messenger RNA. RefSeq names its product CD40 ligand-like (gene cd40lg). Lineage: Eukaryota; Metazoa; Chordata; Chondrichthyes; Lamniformes; Lamnidae. The transcript is spliced from 5 exons. The coding region runs from base 295 to 1167 and encodes 290 amino acids. Gene Ontology annotation, biological process: immune response. The record is from RefSeq and is a predicted model, not a curated record. Gene Ontology annotation, molecular function: tumor necrosis factor receptor binding. Gene Ontology annotation, cellular component: membrane.